GCCGGAGCGACGGCGCGCCGCUGGUGUCAAGCGGAAGAUGGCGGCGUCCAGGGGAGGCUGAGGGCUCUGGGGAGGUGGUGAGCGGUUUCCGUACAGCCCGAGCGUGCGGCUUGGGGAUCCCUUCACUCUGCUUCCUGCUCUCAGGUUUCGCGCGGGUCGUCCUCCCAGGCUCUCGGGCGCGAUGUGGAGGAGCUGCCUCCGGCUGCGGGACGCGGGGCGCCGCCUCCUGAACCAGCCUCGGGGUGCCCUCACCGCCUCCGUGGGGCCGGAGCCAAACCCCCUGUCCCCUGCCCGGGCCUAUGCCCCCCCAACAGAAAGGAAGAGGUUUUAUCAGAAUGUCAGCAUCACACAGGGUGAAGGUGGCUUUGAGAUAAACCUGGACCACAGGAAGCUGAAAACUCCCCAAGCCAAGCUCUUUACCGUCCCCAGCGAGGCCCUGGCCAUCGCAGUGGCCACUGAAUGGGACUCCCAGCAGGACACCAUCAAGUUCUACACCAUGCACCUGACCACAUUGUGCAACACGUCUCUAGACAACCCUACCCAGCGAAACAAGGACCAGCUGAUCCAGGCGGCUGUGAAGUUUCUGGACACCGACACCAUCUGCUACAGGGUGGAUGAGCCAGCGACGUUAGUGGAACUUCAAAGGAACGAGUGGGACCCGAUCAUCGAAUGGGCCGAAGAAAGAUACGAUGUGGAGAUCGGCUCCUCCACCAGCAUAAUGGGGCCCAGCAUCCCAGCCAGGACUCGGGAAGUGCUCACCAGCCACCUGGCCUCUUACAACAUGUGGGCCCUACAAGGGAUUGAGUUUGUGGUGACCCAGCUCAAGUCCAUGGUGUUGACCUUGGGCCUGAUUGAUCGGCACCUGACAGUGGAGCAGGCCGUGCUGCUGUCACGCCUGGAGGAGGAGUACCAGAUGGGGGCUCUGGCCGGUUGGCACGCGGACACUUGGCCAGUCACCCAGCGGCAUGUCACGUCCUCCCCUCAGAUCCAGAAGUGGGGCAACAUCGAGUGGGCCCACGACUACGAGCUGCGGGAGCUGCGGGCGCGCACGGCCGCCGGCACCCUCUUCGUCCACCUCUGUUCCGAGAGCGCCACGGUGAAACACAAGCUCCUGCAGCAGUGAGGCGGGGCGGGCAGUCCCAGCGGGACAGAGGCUGCACGCACGGCCACAGACGCCCCAGCUUGGCGCUGCCCCGAGAUGCCCCCGGGACCCAGAGCGGCUGUCGAGGUCCAAGCUGGGUGCCCCCGCCCCGGCCGGCAGCCAGCGAGCCGGCCAAGCAAACCAGUGACUUCCUCCCAACCUGAUUUUAUUAAAUAUUUCUCUCCCCUGGAAA
Molecule: messenger RNA, 1334 nt
Organism: Felis catus (domestic cat)
Lineage: Eukaryota; Metazoa; Chordata; Mammalia; Carnivora; Felidae
Gene: ATPAF2
Product: ATP synthase mitochondrial F1 complex assembly factor 2
Exons: 8
Coding region: 182-1123 (313 amino acids)
Biological process (GO): mitochondrial proton-transporting ATP synthase complex assembly
Cellular component (GO): mitochondrion
Source: RefSeq, a predicted model, not a curated record